AUGAUGGGUACUAGGAUCAAGGUCGGGCAGGAGAAUAUUUAUUUCGAAAUGGAAUCUAAACAGGAAGAUAACGCCGAAACCUAUGACCAUGUAGUUUUCAGAAAGGACACUUCACAGGCAAAACCAAACGAAAUACAGCCGUAUAAAAAUUCUGAUACAGUGAAGCAUAACCAAUUAUUCUUUAUCGCAUCUGCCAUAGCUGUUGCUUCGCUCUUGACAGCCCUUGCCACUUUGGUUUUAGCUGUGGCACUCAUGACAAAACGGAGCGAAGCUUCUACAGGUAAGGCUACUAUUGCUCCUUCCUGUUGUAAGUAUUAAACACUUGUAGGUCUUGAUCCAUUCCAUUAUCAAAAGUGAUUGAAAAAUUGCACUAAUUAAACGACACGAUGAAGCAAAAAAUAAUUCACUUAGGUCCUUACCAUCUCUUAUCUAAGAGGAAAUUAGAUCCUGCAAGCCACAUUCAGUGGCUUGCAGGAUGUUGUCACGGUUGCUUAGGAUAAGAGGGAAAAAUAUCGAAUUCAGCUAGCGAAUAAUCUAUCUUUGACAUAUAAAGUGCGUUCUUCAUAAGGUUAUCUUAAUGAUUUGAGCCUCUUAACACCAAGUUAGCGUCAUGUAGUAUGCAAAGGCUCUAGACAUUGUAAAUGUCGCAAACGCCCCGAGUCAUUGAACUGAAAACUUAAACCAUUUUUUAUCUCUUUUUAAUAUAUAAAAUUGUUAGUCAGGGCACGAAAAGUAAACCCUAUGUGCAAUAAUAUCUGACAAAAGAUGAGGAUUUAAAAAACAUCAAUAGUGAAAAGCGCAAUCACUGCUUUUUUAGUAUGUAAUUUAAGACCGGAUUUCGAGAAGGUCAAAUUUGAUGUACGUCGUUGGAAGGGAAAUCGAUUUCUGAGAAAAUUGUUUAUAGGAGGAGAAAUCCGUCCAUCAUAAUACUUAUCCGUAAUCAAAAAAUAAGGGCAUUCCUAUUGUGUCUACAUGAUUUGUAUCUGAAUAAGGCCGAGUUGAAUAGCAAAUAAUCUAUCUUUGACAUAUAAAGUGCUUUCUUCAAAAGGGUAUCUUAAUGAUGUGAGCCUCUUAACACCAAGUUAGCGUCAUGUAGUAUGAAAAGGCUGGAAACGUUGUAAAUGAUGCAAACGCUCCGAGUCAUUGAAUCGAGAACUUUGACCAUUUUACAGCUUUUUCCAAUAUCUAAAAUCGUUAGUAAACCAUAUGCGUAAUAAUAUCUGACCAAAGAUGAGGUUAUAAAAAAUAGUGAAAGCAUAAAUGUUCACGUUUUCAAUAGGGCUUGUGGUAUUAAACACGUGAAUUCAUUUAUUAACAUGAAAAUCAAUCCUCCCUUUCUAAACUUUGAAAUUGAAGUUUUGAUUAACAUACACACCAAGAAAAUUCAAAGUUUCAUGUAGAUAAUUAAAAAUGGUUACAGAAGCGAGUGGAGUCCAAUUCAGUGUGUAAUCAUAAGAGUGAUUGUCAAUCACUAGUAACAUGACUGAUAGAAUUGGACGACACUAAGUCCUGUUGCCAAUUAAUUAUAACCAUUAUAAUUUCGGGGAAAAAAAUGAACCUAAAAAACAUGAUUGUUCAAAACAUGAUCAUUAAAAUCUUCGACGAAAGCGAAAUGCAACGUUUAAAAUCGCCUUAUAAAACAAAGUUAAAAUAACAAUAAUAAUAAUAAUAAUAAUAAAGACUAUAACCACUCAAGCAAAACGACUACUUAACAACAACCAAUCAUUCCAUCGUUCAAGUGUCAAUCAAUUAAAUAAUCAACCAGGCGUUACAGCCAAGGAACGAAAAAUUAUGGAAUGCCAGGACUGUCUUACGUCAAUUUGCUCUAUUAUAUGCAGUGCAGUUCCCAUUAUAUGCAGUACUUUUUUUAUUAGAUGCGGUACUCUUCUCAUUAUAUGUGCUAUUUAUGUUGCAAGCUGUGCUUUUGUCGUUAUAUGCUGUACGUUUGUCGUUAUAUGCUAUGGUUUUGCUACCAUAUGUGGUGCUUAUGCAUUAUAUGUAGUGAUUUUUCCAUUAUACCUACAUUUUGUCAUUCUAUAGGCAGUGUUUUGACAUUAUAUAGGAUAGUUUACGCAUUAUAUGGUGUACAAACGAUAUUACCCCGUGUACAUUUCGCUUUAUUUGCUGUCCUUUCUUCGUUAUAUCGAACCGUUGUUAUGAUCUACCCACAAUGCAAAGCACGCGUGUCGGAUCCAAGCUCCUCGCAGCCUGACGCCGCCAUUUUGGUUUAUUUUCGCGGGAAAGUCGAAGAAAGAAGUCUAUUAUGGAAGCCAUCCUUGAGCAAUUGGGGCUUAGUACCCUUUUGGAAAGAUUCAGCGAUGAGAGAUGGGAUUUUCUUCAAACUGAUUCUUCAAAAUUUUGGCCGAAAAUCCGUGGGGUGAAGCGUUACAAACAAACUAUUGUCAAAUUCAAAGGAAGCUAGACUGCUUCAAGCCAUAAUCGACUCUUUUCUAGGUGCAGAUCGAAAUUUUCUUUUUCUUCUCAAUUUAGACAUUAUUUCUCUUAAAUGUAGUGCUGUUACUAUAGGCAUACAAUGUACCUUCUUCCUUAAGAAUGAUGCACUAACUUGGAAAGAUCGUUUGCAUAUAACAAGCGCGAAAAAAAGGCCUUUUGCUUACCAAAUUUUUGAGAGUUGAACAAAUAAUUCUCUUGAUAGUGAUUGUUUGCAAUAGUUCAAGAAUAAGUUGGUCCUAUUUCUCCCUUUUUGUAUUAAAAAGAUGUUUGGUGAACGGUGUCAACGUUUGCUUAUCAAUGUAUGAAACUUCAACAUGUGUUAAUUGCUUUAUCUUUUAUCUAUUUAUCCAUCUGUUCAUCAUUUUAUGUGAAAUGCUUCAUCAUUUUUUGUUUACAUUUUCUGUUUUUCUUAUUGUCUCCCCUUUUCUAGAAACGUCAGAACUUCAAAAGAAUGUGCAAGAGUUGAAAAGGAACCUCUCUGCAUUAAGAGAUUACUCGGUAGGAGUAAUUCUUAAUCUUUAGCCGUGAUUUGUGAAAAGCAAAAGUGCACUGAUGUGAAAUACAUGGGUACAUGUAUGUACAUAAGACUGAGGGCCUCAAUAGGACUUUUAACUUGCUGAUUAUUAGUAAAUAUGGUAUAGAAAUAUAGAUUUUAAACAGAGCUUUAAUACUUCCCUGGAGCGCAGGCUAGAGGCAUCGUUUUUGUAUUAACAACAUUACACUUAUUCUGCUUUAACUUUUUCAAUGGGGUGAUCUAAAUGUUAUUUCUAAUCAGGCUGUUGUGUGCCUGGGGGAGCCUGAUAAACAUUACUAUAGGUCCUCUCGGGUGUCAUUGUUCCAGACAUUACCAGUGUUCUCCUAGUUUUUUGAACCAACUUUGGCAGCAUAGUACGUGCGAACCUUAUCAAGCAAAUUGCGCACCUCAAGAAUAGAUCAUCAUCAUUAGAUCAUUAUGAAUAAGAAAUCACAAGAAAGUAUUAUUGUACAAAGAAACUCAAUCAGGAAUAUUUAUUUACAUUUUUUAUUGUUAUAGGUUUCAGGGGAUGUAAAAGAACUGAAGAAAAACGUAAGUUUGUCAUUCAUUCACCUCUAAUAAUCGUAAUAAAAAUUUUUAAUCUUAAUAAUGAGAAUAAUGAGAAUGAUUGUAAAUCAUCACUAAGAAUAAACCAUUCAUUAGAAAAAUGAUAUGAUGUUGAGUGGUUUCUUUUCUUUUCUCCCUUGUGUUAGGUCUCUGCAGAGUUGGAGGAGCUAGCGAUAAAGGCGAGUUUAAAUUCAUCCAUUUUCAGUUCUAUCUAAAUUAGGAAAAAAUUGUCAUUAGUGCACUGAGUUUAACAUGAGUUUCCUACUUUAUGGCAGAUGAAAAAAGAUAUGGAAAACAUGAAAAACGAGGUAAGUUUCAAUACCAACAUUGAGCAUAUAUCGUUAUCUAAAUCUCUCACUGUUACAGUCCCUAUCAUCAUUAUGUUCAAAAGCAAAACAUGGACUGCUCUACUUAUUUUAUCAACUUUAGUAGGCCCACUAAUUCUCUAACACAAUAAUUUGGUCUGUUUUAUUUUUUAGGGCAAAAACAAAGAGCUAGAGGAUAUCCGUCUUGCAGUGCAGGAUGCUGUCCAAGUUUUGAUUGGUCUAAAUACAAGCGUAAAUGAGAGGUUUCUGCAUUUUCAACAAAGCAUCAUGCAACUGGAUCAAAAGGUACAUAUACCUGAAUGCGUUUUUGUGUGCCAUUUCGUACCAAAUUUCGAAUCAACCAAUCAGAGACCUGAUCAGAGAUACCUAGCAAUGCCAAGUCACUGCCCCAAGCUGCUCGAUAUCAUGGUCUCUUUCACUUUAAGUUAAGCUACUUUAUGGUCAUCACAAAGUGCGUGGUACACAUAUGUCUCGAAGCCUAACAAAAAAAAAAUAAGACUGUUUUCCAUGAUGAGUUAAAGAGGAUUUUCGAAGAUUGUCAAUGUUGUUUUCCUUCUUUACAACUUUUCAUAUAAGAGCCUCCCAUUUUGGCAGGGCCAGUGCCACUAUCACUGUCACUUUCAUUGUCACUGUCGUGGUCAUUGUCAUUGUCACCGUCAAUGACAUUGUCACUGUCACUGCCACUGUCAUUAUCUCUUUCAAUUUUAUUGUCACAUACACUGUCACUUUCACUGCCACUUUCAAUUUCACUGUCAGUAUUACUUUCACUUUUACUGUCACUGUCGCUGCCACUUUCACUGCUACUGUCAUUGUCACUGUCACUGUCACAUAAACUGUCACUGCCACUAUCACUGCCACUUUCACUUUCACUGCCAAUGUUACUGUCACUUUGUCACUUUCGCUGUCACUGUCACUGUCAUUCUCAUUGUAACUGUGCUAAUUGUCCUUAUCACCACAAUUGUAAUCAUUUUCAUUAUUAUUGUCAUUGCAGUGGUUACUGUGAAUAUCAUUGUUGUUGUUGUUGUUUUUUAAUUGUGUAGGUAAGAAAUACUACUGGCAGCACGAGCAUAAGAGGACCACCUGGAGUCAAUGGUACUAAUGGGGAAAUUGGACCUGCCGGACCUCCAGGAUAUAAUGGUACAAAGGGUGACAUUGGACUUGCCGGACCUGCUGGACCUCCCGGACCUCCAGGAUGUAAUGGCACUCAGGGCCCUGCAGGACGAUUUGGACUACCUGGUGUUCAAGGUCUUCGUGGACCAUCUGGGUUCAAUGGUACCCAGGGUCCACCUGGACCUGGGGCCAGUUCCUGUAUUUUUAAGACUUUAUCCAGCGCUGGUAUGGCAGCAAACUGGAUCGCCCAACAAGAAAUUGUAGCGACAGAACAAAAUGUAAGUUGAGUGGAAAAUUAGUCUUUUGAUUCUCACCUAAAAAAAAAAAAUUCUAUUGAAAAUUACUUUACGACAUAUUAACACUCAAGACAAUAUUUACCAGGCCUAGGAGCUGUCCAAAUGUCGUAAAGCCUCCCUUAAAGUCAUAAAGUUGAGUUAUUACUUUCUAGCCAUAGGCCGCAUCGUUUUGGAGAAUUUCCUCUCUUUUAAGUCUUAAAUCUCCAUCAUCAUUUGAAAACAAAAACCAAAACAAAACAACAAAAAAAAAAAAAACAAAGGAAAAAAGAAAAGAAAACAUUUAACAACUCGUUAUGGAAUUCAGCACGGACUUGUCGGACAAGUUCAUUUUGCCACUAAAUGUUAGUUAAAAUCUUUUUGUUGUCGUUUUUUUGUUUUUUCCCGACAAUUUCAUACCUUUCGGUGCAUCUACGGUUAUUUCUCUAAUCCCACACCAAGCAAUGAUAUCCUCGGCCUGUCAUGGAACAAAAAAAUGUUUGCAAGUAUCAGUUUUUCAAAACAUUCGCUACGCCGGCUUUUAUGACUCUUAUAAGUGACAACAAAAAUCGAUUUUGCACGAACGACCAGCCCGCUGAGGGAACCAGUGAUCCAGCGUUCAUUCAAAGGCCAGUAUCAGCGUAUACGUGGAUUUUUCUCUUUCUACGUUCCUAGACAUGAAAGCUGUAUUCGUGAUAUCCGAUUUCGGCAUCGAAAACUUUCAAUAAGUAUUGCCCAGAUUUUAGGCGUCGGCUUUCGUCGCUUCGUGUGUACACCCAUUGAAGAGGAAAGAAAAGUUUUGCUCAUCCGCUUUUCAAACUCUUGACGUAGUUUAUCAUUAUCAUCAGCAUCAUAAUUAGUGUCUUUUUUUUUCCUGCCAGGGUAAAAUAUUUAUUGGCGUAAACUGUGAUACAAACGAUGCGAAAGUUGCUAAAUUAUCAAGCUCCAACUCGGGUAGAGAGAGAACCUACAAAUGCUCUUGCGAAGGCACCCUAACAACUGGAGAAGCAACGAUGUAUUGCUAUAUGCACUACUGGGAGUGUCAGUCAUAAGAGGAAAAACGGAAAGCCAUUUAAUGAACUGGACUCUUUGUGAAGAAGAUAAUACAGUGUUGAUUCAGAAACGAGACGAAGAACAAUUUAGUGGUUAAACGUAGAUACUAUUUUUCAAUUAUGCCCAGUAAACUGGGUUUUCUUUCCGAGGGCAUUUCAGUUGAGUGUUG
This is a messenger RNA of Pocillopora meandrina, 6465 nucleotides long. Lineage: Eukaryota; Metazoa; Cnidaria; Anthozoa; Scleractinia; Pocilloporidae. The record is from the annotation of a GenBank genome assembly.